Eutrema salsugineum is the source of this 3433-nucleotide messenger RNA. Its product is annotated as protein SMAX1-LIKE 7. The coding region runs from base 196 to 3162 and encodes 988 amino acids. Gene Ontology annotation, molecular function: ATP binding; ATP hydrolysis activity. The transcript is spliced from 3 exons. The record is from RefSeq and is a predicted model, not a curated record. Lineage: Eukaryota; Viridiplantae; Streptophyta; Magnoliopsida; Brassicales; Brassicaceae.
CUCGGUUUGAUUUCUUUGUCGUAAAAAUCCAUUUCCAGAAACUUCACGCGCGAUUUGUUUAUACAUUUUCUAAGCAUUUCCUUCGUCUUCUUCUCUUGUUAUUUUCUUUUGUUUGUUUUUAUGAUUUUUAUUGGGGUGGUUUAGUUUAAUUUCGUGUUUUUUAAAAAAAAAUUGAAUUUUGCUAAACCGGCGGCGAUGCCGACACCGGUAAGCACGGCGAGGCAAUGUUUAACGGAAGAAACAGCACGUGCAUUAGACGACGCUGUGGCCGUCGCGCGUAGGAGAAGCCACGCUCAAACGACGUCGCUUCACGCCGUUUCCGGUCUCUUAACGAUGCCUUCGUCGAUUCUCCGGGAAGUGUGCAUUUCACGCGCCGCCCACAGCACGCCGUACUCUUCCCGUCUCCAAUUUCGCGCGCUGGAGCUCUGCGUCGGCGUAUCUCUCGACAGACUCCCUUCCUCGAAAUCACCGGCGGAGAGCGAGGCGGUGGAGCCGCCGGUAUCGAACUCGCUCAUGGCGGCGAUCAAACGCUCUCAGGCGACUCAGAGAAGGCACCCGGAGACUUAUCACCUCCAUCAAAUCCACGGUGGGACUACUCAAACGACGUCGGUUUUGAAGGUCGAGCUUAAGUAUUUUAUUCUGUCGAUACUCGAUGACCCGAUUGUGAGCCGGGUAUUCGGUGAAGCCGGGUUUCGGAGCACCGACAUCAAGCUCGACGUGCUUCAUCCUCCGGUUACGCAAUUCGCCACGAGGUUUCCGCGAUCUCGUUGUCCGCCUCUCUUUCUGUGCAACCUCCCGGAAUCUGAUUCGGGUCGGGCUAGAUUCGGGUUUAGCGGCGAUUUCGACGAUAAUUGCCGGAGAAUCGGCGAGGUUUUGGGCCGGAAAGAUAAGAAGAAUCCUCUGCUUGUUGGGAUUUGCGGUGGUGAAGCUCUUAAAACGUUUGCUGAUUCGAUUAACAGAGGAAAGUUUGGGUUUUUGCCUCUGGAGAUUAGUGGGUUAAGUGUAGUUAGUGUAGAGAAAGAGAUUAGUGAGAAUUUAGUCGACGAAUUAGGAAGAAUCGUUGAGGAAAAUUGGUCGAGAUCGAAAACCAAAUCAGGGAUUGUUCUAAAUCUGGGAGAUUUAAAGGUUUUGACCGGUGAUGCUCUCGUGUCGAAGCUCUCGGAUCUGUUGAAGCUUCACAGCGAGAGACUCUGGUUCAUCGGGAGUGUUUCGAGCAACGAGACGUAUUUGAAACUGAUCGAGAGGUUUCCGACGAUCGACAAAGACUGGAAUCUUCAUCUUCUUCCGAUUACAUCAUCGAGUCAAGGGGUUUAUCCAAAAUCCAGUUUGAUGGGAUCAUUUGUUCCAUUUGGAGGGUUUUUCUCAUCAACAUCAGAUUUCAGAGUACCGUUUAGUAACUCAAUGAACCAUACUCUUCCUCCUCGGUGUCAUCUCUGCAACGAGAAGUAUGAGCAAGAAGUCACAGCCUUGGCUAAGUCCGGUUCAAGUCUCUCACUAACCGAUGAUCAGUCUUCAGAGAAGUUACCUUCUUGGUUACGAAAUCAAGACAAAGGGAUUCUCAUAAAGGUUAAAGAUGAUCCAAACGCAUUAGCCUCUCGGAUCCCUGCUCUGCAGAAGAAAUGGGACGACAUUUGUCAAAGGAUCCAUCAAACUCCGGCGUUUCCUAAACUCAGUUUCCAGCCAGUGAGACCACAGUUCCCGCUUCAGCUUGUUUCCUCUAGCCAGACCAAGACGAGUCUCGCGACACCAACCGAGCUUAGCGGUCGGAUUAGGAUGUCUGAAAGCUUUCAUGGGAUGUCGGCUCAAGCGCAGAAUCCAACACACCAGCCCGGUUUAUCAGUUAAAAUCUCGAAGCCAAAACAUACAGAGGUAAUCACAAGCCGCACAACGAACUCGCCUUUGAGCUGUGUCACGACAGAUUUAGGUUUGGGAACAAUCUACGCGUCGAAGAACCAGGAGUCAAGCACACCAGUGUCUCUUGACCGGAGAGACUCUCUGGUGGUUAUCAAAGAGAAACCGUUGUUGGCGGCUGCUUCACGGUAUUGCAGAGAUUUCAAGUCUCUCAGAGAACAACUGUCUCGGAAAGUCGGCUUUCAGAAUGAAGCAGUGAACGCCAUUAGCGAAAUCAUAUGCGGAUACAGAGGAGAUGAGUCAAGGAGAAGAAGCCAAACAGCUUCAAAUGUUUGGCUCGCGCUUUUUGGACCCGAUAAAGUCGGGAAGAAGAAAGUAGCUUCGGCUCUUGCUGAGAUCUUGUGCGGUGGUCAAGACAACUGCAUCUGUGUGGAUUUCAAGGCACAGUUCAGCCUCGACGAUAGAUUCAGAGGAAAAACUGUCGUUGAUUUCAUUGCCAGCGAAGUGGCAAAGCGUGGCGCAGAUUCUGUUGUUUUCAUUGAAAACGUGGAGAAAGCUGAGUUCCCUGAUCAGAUCAGAUUGUCUGAUGCUGUGAGAACUGGAAAGCUCCUUGAUUCGCAUGGGAGAGAGAUCAGUAUGAAAAAUGUUAUCGUUGUUGCUACUACUUCCGGGAUUGAUAAAGAUAGUGAAGAGCCUGUCAAAUAUUCCGAGGAAAGAGUGCUCAGUGCCAAAAACUGGAAACUUCAGAUAAAACUAUCCGACGAAGCUUCAACUGUUAACAAGAACGGUCUAAAUAAGAGAAGACAGGAUGAGUCAGAAACAGAGGUUACAGAGCUUCGAGCACUUAAGUCUCAACGUUCGUUUCUCGAUCUUAAUCUUCCGGUGGAUGAGACAGAAGCAAACUCUGAUGAAGCGAAUGCAAUGUCCGAGAAUACAGAAGCUUGGCUUGAGGAUUUUGUCGAGCAAGUAGAUGGGAAAGUUACAUUCAAUCUGAUUGACUUCGAUGGGUUAGCAAAGAACAUAAAAGAGAACAUCUUUUCGCAUUUUCGUCGGUUCUUUGGACCUGAAAUGCAUCUAGAGAUCGAAAACGAUGCGAUCCUUCGGAUUCUAGCUGCCUUAAGAUGGUCAUCAGAUGAAGAGAACACAAUUGAUCAAUGGCUUCAAACUGUUCUUGCUUCAAGUUUCGCUGAAGCGAGACAAAAGUUUGUUUCCACUUCUUCUUUCGCUGUGAAACUUGUCGCGUCCAGAGAUUCUACGGCUGAAGAGGAAACCGCCGGAAUACAGUUUCCAGCGAGAGUUGAAGUGAUCUGAUUAUUUCGGUUCUUAUAAUAUGGUGAUGAUAGUUAUAUAGGAUCUUCUGAGAGUUUUGUCAUCGGCUUGGUUUGAGUUUGUGCUUUGUCACUAAAUGUAUAUUAUAGGCUUAAAGCUGAGCUUAAUCUGUGGUACGUAGCUUUUAAAGGAGUGCCAAAUUGUCACAGCUUUUGGUUUUAGCUUUUUAGGCAUCUCUUCUUAAUUUUUUGUUCUUCUUUCAGUUGGUCUUUGCCCUAAGUUCGAUUAUUAUAUCAUCGAAUGGUUAUUUGUA